Fundulus heteroclitus (mummichog) is the source of this 3794-nucleotide messenger RNA. RefSeq names its product Rho guanine nucleotide exchange factor (GEF) 4 (gene arhgef4). Gene Ontology annotation, biological process: intracellular signal transduction. Gene Ontology annotation, molecular function: protein binding; guanyl-nucleotide exchange factor activity. Lineage: Eukaryota; Metazoa; Chordata; Actinopteri; Cyprinodontiformes; Fundulidae. The transcript is spliced from 11 exons. The coding region runs from base 1075 to 2706 and encodes 543 amino acids. The record is from RefSeq and is a predicted model, not a curated record.
AAAGAAGAAGGAAAGGAAAGAGGAAAAAAAAUACUCCAAUCUGGUUGUUAGAUGGAUGGUUGAGGUAGCACAGAUUCCCGCAGCACUGAGCUCCAUUUUAGAGCGAGCUCAUAACAGAGAGAGAAGGCACUGAGAUUGAUAAAUACAAAGAAGCUACAGAGAGAAGAAAUGGUUGGUGAUUCUGGAGCGUAUGUAGGCUAGAGUGAAAGAAGAAUGUGCUAGAAAGCAGUGGGUAGAAGAAGAGAACAGAUACGAGGAGGAAUGAUCAUGUAUCGAGAAGAAGGAAUAUCCCAUCCCCCAGUUUUUAUCCUGACAUCCUGACCAAAGGGCGACUGAGAAGAGGAACAAUCCUAACCUGGCUGCGGAUCGAAGAAAACAGAGGGGUGUUUUGUGAGCGUACACAGAGGAAAGCGCCAUCAAAGGAGCGAAUGGUGCUGAGCAUAUAACUAGCUUUGCAGAUUCACACACACUGACAUAGAUAGGCACCUAGCCUCCAUUGGCAGGCCGGGGCAACGCUGAGCAUCGGCAAAGUGGCAGGAGAAGCAGGGGAGGUGGCUGUCGGAGCAGAGCGGAGGUGCAGACCUAUUUUAGAAGACAACGACGGAGGUUGUCAAGGAGUGGGACGAGGUGACGCGGUGUGGUGUGGAGGCUCAGUGCUCAGAGAAAGGCGACUGGGGACUGCCGGCGGUGCUGAAGAGGAGGAAGAGGAGGAAGCCAAAGAACUAAUGGCUCGUGGCAAUGGCUCUGGGAGGUGGAGCAGGCAGAAGAUGGGAUUCUUUAACACCCUUCUGCGCUGUAACCUACCCCCAGACACCCAAAAGGUGGUUGUGUUUGUCAUCAUGAUGCUUCUCAUCAUCAUCAACGUAGUGCUGAUGUUCUUACUGGCCUUCCAGUAGACUGCAUACACACAGCUAUCCCCUUUUUUCCAUCCUAAACACAUGCUCAGACAGAGAAACUCAAGCAGACAAUUACACCUAGCUGGGAGAGGAGAGCAGACAAACUGAGACACAAGAAGAACCGCUGUGUUAAUGAGAACACUGCUUGGAUCAAUGUGGGUGUCCACGGGUGUCCAUCAUGCCAGCAGCAAAGCUCAGCUGCAGCUGGAGGAAUGGAAGAUCAUGUGGACUGAUCAGUGAUGGCGGUGUGGUGUAUGCUGAGGCCCUGUGGGACCAUGUUACCAUGGACAUCCAGGAACUAGGCUUCAAGGCAGGUGAUGUCAUCGAAGUGAUUGAUGCCUCAAACAAGGAGUGGUGGUGGGGCCGCAUCAUGGACAGUGAGGGCUGGUUUCCUGCCAGCUUUGUACGGCUGCGUGUGAAUCAGGAUGAACCUAUGGAGCAAUUUUCAGCCUGUCUGGAGGAGUCCCACUGUGGAAAUGAAGAGCAGGCAGGUCUGGCUUUGUUAUCAGGACCUGGGAUACCCUGCAAAGAACAGAUGAGAGCCAACGUGAUCAAUGAGAUCAUGAGCACAGAGCGAGACUACAUCAAGCACCUGAAAGACAUCUGGGAGGGUUACAUCAAACAGUGCCAUAAGAGGACAGACAUGUUCACUGAAGAGCAGCUUCGAACCAUCUUUGGCAACAUUGAAGAUAUCUACAAAUUCCAGAGAAAGUUCCUGAAGGACCUGGAAAAAAAGUUCAACAAUGAGCAGCCUCACCUGAGUGAGAUAGGUUGUUGUUUCCUUGAACAUCAAACAGAUUUCCAGAUUUAUUCAGAGUAUUGUAACAACCACCCAAACGCCUGCAUCCAACUCUCCAAGCUGAUGAAAGUCAACAAGUAUGUGUUUUUCUUUGAGGCCUGUCGAUUGCUCCAGAAGAUGAUUGAUAUUUCUUUAGACGGCUUCCUACUAACGCCAGUGCAGAAGAUCUGCAAGUAUCCAUUACAGCUGGCUGAGCUCCUCAAAUACACCAACCCACAGCACAGGGACUACAAGGAUGUGGAGGCAGCCUUAAAUGCCAUGAAAAAUGUCGCCAGGCUGAUCAAUGAGAGGAAACGGCGCCUUGAAAACAUUGACAAAAUUGCCCAUUGGCAGAGUUCUAUUGAAGACUGGGAGGGUGAAGAUGUUCUGGUCAGAAGCUCUGAACUGAUCUUUUCUGGAGAGAUGACCAAGCUAUCCCAGCCGCAAACUAAAAGCCAGCAGAGAAUGUUUUUUCUCUUCGACCAUCAGAUGGUUUACUGCAAAAAGGAUCUCCUACGCAGGGACAUACUGUACUACAAGGGACGCGUGGAUAUGGACCUAAUGGAGGUGAUAGAUUUGGAAGACGGCAAGGAAAAAGAUUUUAAUAUUACAGUGAAAAAUGCACUAAAGCUUCGAGCAAGGAGUGGUGAUGAAGUCCACCUCCUGUGUACCAAGAAACCUGAACAAAAACAACGCUGGAUCCGAGCUUUCACUGAUGAGAGGAAGCAGGUCCAUCAUGACCGUGAAACAGGCUUUUCUCUCACUGAAGUCCAGAAGAAACAGGCCAUGCUAAAUGCCUUCAAAAGUCACACAGCUGGGAAACCCAAAGGAUUUUUCGGCGGUGCUGGCAAUGGCGGUGGCCGGCAAUGUGGUGAAACAGUGACCAGACCAUACUGCGACUUUCUCCUGCGUCAGAAACAUCCAUCCCUGCCCACUGCUCUGCCCCAGCAGCAGGUCUUUAUGCUGGCUGAGCCCAAGCGCAAAACCACCUUCUGGCAUAACAUCGGAAGACUGACACCUUUCAAGAAAUGAAAACCAAACCAGAAAGGAAUUACAAAGUUGUGGAGAGAAGAGCUGUCUGCUUGUGCCUGCAUAGACCCUUUUCAAUUAUUCCUCUCUUUUCUUUCCUAUGUAUAACCUUUCCUGGAUUGGUUUUUGGACUUGAAUAUACAAAGUGGACCAUAAUAAUGGGGAGAUUAUUCUUGGAAAGCACUUUAUUGAUUGAAUAACAAUCAGACAUGAGAAUGGUCUCCUGGAGUCGCUGGGUUAAACAAGGAGAGUGAACUCUUGCCUAAUGUUAUUCUGCUCCUUAAAAUGCCGACUGGUGUUGGUUCUAUUGUACUGCUGCAAAUUAGUGUGGGACUCCUGGCUGAGCUGCCUCUGUGAAAACUUUGCCUGUCAACAAAACUGGUACUUUUUUUCCUCCAUUGCUCUGUGCUUUUGUUUAAUGAUUUAACAAUUUGCCAACUUAUUAUUGUGUCAAAAGUUUGGAUUUCAUAUUCAUGCUUGUUCUGUGUCUGCUUUAAAAAGGGGAAAUUUUGUUAAAUAAAAUUCUUUGUGAUUUUCUCUUUGCUAAUGUAUAAUUUCAGGAUAAUUUGAAACCUAUUUUAAAUGUACUGUGGACUGUCUGUAGUUUUGAAUUUCCUCUCCUCAUGCCCGACAUUUAUUCCAGCCCAAACAAGUUUGGGAUUUUCCAUUCAAAGUUGAGCAGCCCAGAGGAAGCAGCAACACAUUCCUUCAGUAUGAUCCUUGGCUUCUGAUGUCUCCUGCAUCACUGAAAGAAAACCAGCUGCUCUAUUUUCUCUCUCUGUCAUUUGAUGUUUUACACAAUGCCAUCUGAGAUGUGAAACACCUAAAUAUGAUCAAAUACUACUGUGAAUGUGUUCUUUUUCUAUCUCCAGCGAGUGCUGAUGUAACUUACCAGACUGACUGAUGAUAAGAUGCUAAAUGCUCACUGACUCUUAUUUACUAGUGCUUCUAGUAUGCAGUGUUCCUGCUCCGUUUUUCUGUUUUUCAGAGCAGCCCAGUGACAGCAGCCAUGUGGACACAUUUAUUUAAAUGUACUACUUCAACUUUAUGUUCAAAUGUUAUAUAAUAUUAAACAUUCCUUAGCUGAAAAA